Danio aesculapii is the source of this 5513-nucleotide messenger RNA. RefSeq lists its product as uncharacterized. Lineage: Eukaryota; Metazoa; Chordata; Actinopteri; Cypriniformes; Danionidae. Bases 195 to 3266 code for a protein of 1023 amino acids. The record is from RefSeq and is a predicted model, not a curated record. The transcript is spliced from 10 exons.
UUCUGCAAUAUGUCUCUGCUCGUGGUAUCGCUGCAUGUGAGGUCCAUAAACACGACUGCUCGUGCGCUACAUUAAAUUGUCGAAACACAUUUGCUUAAAAGACAAAUUUAAUAGUUAUUUGCGUGAGCUGGUAAUAUCUGGUUUGGUUUUAGGCGUCCUCAAGAUUGAGCAAGACAUCCCAGUCUUCAUCACAAAUGGAUGACCAGAAGACACAAGCAAUCAAAAAGCUACCUGAUCCCAACGAAGAUCUUUUACUACCAGAGGGCUGGAAGCAUACGUUGCCGAAAGAGCAGCAACCCUGGGUCAGUAAGGCUUUGUUCAGCAGAGAUGCAUCUGGAAAGCUGUUGUUGACUGAACCGCUACAGCUGUGGUGGUCGAAUCCUGGACCCCCAUCAAAAUAUUCACAGCCUCCUCCUUCUCCUGAGCCGUUCUUCCACAGCAGGCUGUUCUUAUGGAUGCCCUGUCGCAUGUGGGCAUAUAGACUGUUGUGCACAAAGCCAAACUGUCGCCGUCUUGGGAAUCAUUUGAAGCCUUGUGGGCUGCACAACACCGUCAGAAAGGUUUUGGACAUCAGUGGCUGGUAUUUCAUGGUCACAGAGUAUUUGGAGUGCUGUUCCUGUAGGAAGAAGGUGGCGGGCUGGUCGCAAGAUAUUAUGGAUCAGUUGGAUCCCAUUCAUUGUGAUAAAUUUCCAGCAGUCCUAACCUACAGGUUGUCAUGUGAUAAGGAGCUGGUUCGGAUGAUGCAGUGUCAGACACCAGGGAAGAGUGCAGCGGCACUGUACCGCCAUCUUUGUGUUCGGCACAAAGAGCGGUGGGUGGCCCAGGCUGCCGAGUACCUCUCUGUACUGCAGAAAUUUCAAGAUCUCAGUGCUAUUAUGGUCAAAGUGCCGCAGAUGAUACCAGUGCCUUCUUCAUCAAUGCUUUUGGCAGUCUAUGCAAAAGAUGCACUUACACGGCUCGGAGAGUUGAAGGCCAGAGUUACUUCAGUCUAUGGCUCCAUCCUGAAGAUGACCUCCGUCAAAAAGGUCACCAAGAAACAGGAUUCAGCUGUGUGGACCACAACUGUAGGAAAUGAAAAUGAGCAGGUCCUAAUGUGUGUACUGACCCAAACCGAAGAUGAGGACCUGCAUCCCAUGUGCACUGGCUUGAUGGAGCGAUACCAGCGAGCCGGAAAACAUCCUCCACAACUCCUCUAUGUAAACCGUGAUUGCUGUUCCACCACGAACAAAGGAAAAACGGCAGCCAUGUUCACCGAGUGGGACCGGCUCAUCAUUAGGCUGGACGCUUGGCAGUUCAUGCAGCAUAUUUCAGCAGGCAUUACAUCAGAAAACCACCCACUUUAUGGCACCUUCAUGGGACGGCUAUUCUCCUGUAUCUUUGAAUGGGACCAAGGAGAUGUUGAAAAACUCCAUGAAGCCAAGCAACAGGAGAUGCAUCAAUCUACAGAUGGCAAAGUAUCCAACAAGCCCACUGCUGAAGAGUUAAUAAGACACUGUCGACACCAAACACGAGGAGCUCAAGUGACCAGGCAGCUCAUUGAACAACUGUUGAAGGAGUUCAUGGAAGCUACAGACUUCACAGGGAACAAACUGAUGGACCAAGAGAAGAUGGGGGAAAUCUGGCGAGCUCAACAACGCCAUCUUUUGUGUAUUCAGGAUCCUCCAGGCAUACAGCUUUACAAGAAGGUUAAAGAGGUGACCAGAGGAGGGCUCAGUCUGCCCAUAUACAGCUGCGCACGUGGUGUCGGAUCAGUAGAAUUAUUUCACAAACACCUGAAACAUUUCAUUCCAGGUAUAAGUACAAAGGACUUGCACUUCCAUAUUUACUUGGUGGAUGGGAUAGUACAAUGGAACAAGUCCAGAUCUGUUGCUGCUGAGGAAGUCAGUCCAAUGCAGCGCUAUGCUAACCAGAUGAGCCAAAAGCUUCUAGGCUGUAAACUAGUUGAGGAUCACAACAGCUCAGAAGAGUACACUGGUGAGCUCAUCGGGGUGGAGUAUCUGUACUCCCAGACCAGCAGGGUGUUGGAGGUGGAUGAAUUCAUGGAUCCCGAUGCUCCAGACGAGAGUGAUGGACAGAUGGAGGGAGACCUGGAUGAUGAGGAUUCAGACAUCGAUCACCUCAGAUCACCAAAGUUCCUGGAGCUCAGCCUGAAACCAGUUUACCCUGUUCAGUGUCAGGCAGUUCUUCUGCAGCCCACUUCCUCCGGCACCCCCACAUCCCAGCCGGAUCCAAUCGUGUCUUCCACAUCUGGGACCAUAAAAGAUGAGCCCAUCACUGAGGACCAGUUCAUGCCACAGAGCAUCUUACAGGAGGAGGAGGAGGAAGAGGAGGAGAAAGAGGAAAAGUGCGUUGGGCCUGACGGUGUUCCAGGUUAUAAUCAUGUUAUUAACCUGGCUAACAGUCUGGUUGAGCUUAGAAAUCAAGGAUUUGUCACACAGCGAAAGGUGGAUGAGAUCAUAGCUCUCUGGGAUAAGCUGUCAGAUUAUGAUAAAGGUGGAGUCGUCCUCCCCAUUCAUCCAGAAGAUGGACUGCACUUCAGCAACCACCACACUGAUGCCUUUGUGACUCCAUGCACCGAUGGUCUGAAGAACCGACUUGUUGCAGCUGUCUGCCUGGCUCUGUCCCACAUCCACCCUGUGGAUCAGACGGUUGCCGGUGUGAGGGUGAGCAGGUGGACGGCCAUCCUUCGAGACUACAGCAUGAUCCGCGACAUCGUCCAGGACAGCCCUGCCAUCUCGUCUCGUACACGGAUACAACUCCUGGAGAUAAACCAGAGAACACUGUGCCAGUGGUACAGUACCAGGGAACAGUUGGUUUUGCACCAGUGGCUUGACGGCAUGAAGACUUCUGAGGCUUUACUUCCUCUACCACACAACAUUACAAAUCCUGUUCAUUAUGGACCUGCAGGUGAUGUGAUUAAAGUAGUGAUCGGGGUUCCCAGUCCUCCUCAUGCUGUGCCAUUACAGACAGAGCAAAGAGCUCUCACCAUCAGACCUGCUUGUCCGAAGGUGCCCAGGACCACUGCUUGGCGCCGGAGAAAGGCAGAGGAAGAAGCUGCCCAGCGAGGUUUACCUCUCAAGCGGCUCUUUGAACAGUAUCUUUGUAAAAAGUGCGGCAAUCCGAAAACAAAAGAGUUUGGGCACAGCCAGUUCCGCGGGGUCCACUUUUGUGCUAGAACUUCAGGGAAAACUGUAGAGCAGUGGAUGGAGGAGAUGAGGAGUGUACAAAAACAAACUGAAGCCACACUUCCGUUCGUAACAAACUGAAAUAAAAAAAUCCACUGACUUUAUAGUCUAAAAUAGAUCUAUUUUUUUUCUUAACUGAUAUUGUUCUUAAAGUAGUAUGUGGUUUAUGAAAUCGCAUUAAAGGCCUUUUUAUUUUAAGGUAAUAAAUAAAGGGCCUUUGCUAUUGUAACAGAGGCCAGCUCAAGUAGGACUGGUGGGUUACACAAGGGGGCUCGUCCGGGAUGGAAGUAAGGUUUAGGGAGUGAGUGUAAAGGAGGCCAGCAAGUGAAGUGCUAUGCAGGUAAACCUCACUCCUCUGACCUCAAUGUGCUCUGGUGAUGCUAAAGGCCAUGGUCGUUAGCCUCCUUGUUAGAGCAACCGACUCCUAUGCAAUCGCCAGUUCGAUCCCAGAUCAGACUGGGUUGGGUGCAGUAGGACUGGUGGAUUACAUGUGGGAGCUUGUGCAGGAUGGAAGUGAGGUUUAAGGGGGUGAGUGUAAAGGAGGCCAGCUAGUGAAGUGCUAUGCAGGUAAACCUCAUUCCUCUGACCUCACCUAGGACUGGUGGGUUACACCAUUAACAUAAAAAGGAAAAAUACAUGCCCAAAAGAAAAAAAGAGGGGUUUAUAUAUUAUUUAACGUAUUAUUUAUAUGGCCAUUGAAAAAACGUUGCAUGUUUUGUUUUUACAGAGAGAGAAAAAACACAAUACCAUCAUUGUUGCUUGGUCAAAUAAAUACAGAUAAUAUUAAAAACAGAUAAAAUGUCAAAAUUCUUGUUAGGUACAGUUAGUUACGCUAUGAAAACAGAUUAAAGUAAAACUUGCAUAUUAUAGACCCUUUUCACAAGACGGUGGUCGUCAGCAUCUUAAAUCCUCAAAAGUUUUUAAUAUUUAGAUUUUUUAUUUUUUAAGUAUGAAGAUUUAUAAAGCUAUACUUUAUGAUAAUCUUUGCAUCAGAUUGCAAUAAACUAGUUGUAAGGUGUUUGUGAUACUCUUCCAUUCACUGCUCUUUAAAGUCCCCGUGAACCAGAAGCUGUGAUCAUUAUUCUUUUCGUAAUGUGACGCAGUUCUUAGAGAAACAGAAUUUUGAAUGAGCAAACUGUAGGCAUGGCUUGUUUUUUCUACCGCAGGCUGAAUGGACGUAGUAAAGUAGGUAUUUUUUAUUCAGAAAGAAGAGUUAUUAGAACCUAACUGACUCCUCCUACUCCUGUUUGUUGUCAAAACUGACAGUUGGAGCAUCGUUAGCCACGCCCAUUACCACAAAAUCAGGUAAUCUGAUACAUUGACUGAAAACAAACAGGAAGUGCUUUUUCAGAUUUCAAAUAAAACUUAAAAGGCCAAACUGUUUUUUUUCUUAAUGACAUGCACAGAUGAAUUAUUCAAUUAUUUCUUGGGGACUUUAAGUUAACUUCUACUGCUGAGAAACCUGGACAUGUGAAAAGGGUCUAAUAUUAAAUAUUGGUUCGUAGUAUCAGACAUUAAAGAAGUAAUCAAAUCGCUUCUAGCCGAUAACAAACAAAUGAGCAAAACUGUUUAUAAUAAAAUAUUCUAUAGUUUUCUAUAUAAAACUAUACUCUUCAGUCUUGUCAAGGCCUGCAAAAACUGUGAACAGAUAUUUGACACUCUGGGGCCACAACACUCACUCAGGAAAAUAUGUAGGGCUAAAAACUCCAGCAAAUUCUCCCUUUUUCCCAUGUCUUCAUGUUUUGUGGACAUAACAGGAGUCCAUUUUGCGAUGCCAUAAUAGCUUGUGGAAAGGUUAUGCAGGUCUCUGAAAUCAAACUGGUCAAUAUUUCACUUGUUCUCAGGGAAAUGGUUGCACAAGGGAAGAUUGGCCUGGAUUUUUGAAUGUGAAAAGCCAGUGCUUAUCAAUUCUUCAGACUCACUACUUGAAACCUUUGCGGGACAUUCAUUCUCUUGGAGCAAAAUUUGACUGUCCUGCACUAACCUGAAAAAAUGUGGAGAUGAUGGAUACUCAGGACAUUUUUUGUGCAACACAUACAAGGGGAAAGCAUUGGCACUUUGGCUGGCAGAGCAACAAACUCUUAUUCUUACUGAUAUGAAGUCCUUUUUGACAUCAACUUUGUAUUUGCAUUAAAUAGCCUUCUAUUUUAUACUUUUUGCUUUCAUUUCAUGUAUUUAAAUUGCACUUUUUAUAAAUAGUUUUGUGUGUGAACUAUUCAAUAAAAACAGAAUAAUACAUUUAUUAGGGCAAAACUUCAGUUAAUUAAAUGAUAUUUAGUACCUGCUUUUAUAAUCAAGUUCAUUUAAAAAUGUAUUUAAUGAUUUGUU